CACAUGUGUUUUGUUUGUGUUUAUCUCUAGGAGAAAGCCAUGGGCAACAGACCCAGUGAAAUGAUGGACAGAGAGAAAGCCUACAUUCCAGAGCUUCAGAUUAGCUUCAUGGAGCACAUUGCCAUGCCCAUCUACAAGCUGCUUCAAGAACUUUUCCCGAAAGCGGCAGAGCUUUAUGAGAGAGUUUCAGCCAAUCGGGAACAUUGGACCAAGGUCUCUCACAAAUUUACAAUCCGAGGGUUGCCUAGCAACAACUCCCUUGAUUUCCUGGAUGAGGAGUAUGAACAGCUACAAGAGCAGGCAGAAGAAAGUCUGAAGAUGAAUGGUUGCUUAGAAACAAAAGGAACCAUGGAAAUCAUUGAACAAUAAGGUGUUUAAACAAAUAUAAAACAUUACUUCUGGAGUUCAAGUAACUACAUUUUAUAGAAGAAACCACAUUUUUUAGUGACACCUCAUUCCUCAUGGAAGCGAGUGGGUAACAACCUGGAACAUCUGAAUGCGGGAACCUUUAAGAACACAACAAAGCAAAGACUUCUUCUCAAAUCAGCUGCUAUAUUUUGAGCAUUUUGUUUUAGUUAUUUGGCAAUUGUUUUAAAAGUCAGAAAUUGGAGAAAGCUUUUGUUACUUCUUUAAAAAUCUUUUUUUUUUUGGUAGUUAUACCAAGCAGCCACUGAUACAGCUAAAGUAUCAGACCGUGUUUUCCAGUAAUAGCAGUGGCUGCUUGUCACAGGAUUCUCCCUCUCUUAUUCUAUAUUACUGUAUUGUGUGUAUUAAACUGGCUUUGGAUAGAACACUCUGCCUGAUCUGAAGGGAUUAUUGAGGGCCCCUUCAAAGCAUAGUGGAUACAUUAGCCAGUAUGCAGACUGUGAAAUAUGGUCAGUACUGCUGGGUUCAGUAAUGUUUGUCAAUCUCUACAUUUUUUGUAUCGUUAUGUUAUUAUUAAUAUUAUUAUUUUUUGUGAAACCAUUAAAAAGACAAGAUUAUUAACCAUAUAUCCUACAUUGAUGCACAUUGGGCAUUUGUAGUCAAUAAGAGAUGUGGUGUGGAUGGGGACUGACUACAGUUUGUUUUUCACAUAUAUUUGUCAAGGUGUGAACUAUUACACUUUUAAAAUAACCCUUUAAAAUACACUACAAGUAUGUGUGUUAUUACUGUAGUGUACCACUGCACACCAUUUUACAAAGUGGAUAUUUUACAUGGUUGAAUAAAAACCUGUGGCAUAUGUAAGUGACCAAGAAUGUAUGGACUACAAAAGAACUUUUAUGUGUUGAUGUCUGUAAAUAUUUUAUCAGCAGGUGUAAAUAAGGGCUGUUACUCUUAAGGCAUUGUGGCUAAUUGGAACACAGACAUAAUGUGUAUAUUAUUGAUUUGCCUUACCUUUUCUGCGUUGCCUUUUGAGAAAAAAAAUAUAUGAUUAUCAUUAUUAUUAAUAAUGAUAAUACCCAUGUUCCAUUGAAAAGUGUGUUGCUACUGUACUGUACAUACUGGUUCUGACUCCUUAAGCCUCCACUGAUCCAUAUUGCUGAGUGAUACUUCCUCUUUGGGCAGUGCAGGAAAAUUUCUGUUUUUUUAACCACUGGACUGUGUAUUCAUCCAUUUCUUGCAGUGCAUGAACAUUUA
This is a messenger RNA of Polyodon spathula (Mississippi paddlefish), 1620 nucleotides long. RefSeq names its product cGMP-dependent 3',5'-cyclic phosphodiesterase-like. Gene Ontology annotation, biological process: negative regulation of receptor guanylyl cyclase signaling pathway; cGMP catabolic process; regulation of mitochondrion organization. Lineage: Eukaryota; Metazoa; Chordata; Actinopteri; Acipenseriformes; Polyodontidae. The coding region runs from base 40 to 369 and encodes 109 amino acids. The transcript has 2 exons. Gene Ontology annotation, molecular function: 3',5'-cyclic-AMP phosphodiesterase activity; protein homodimerization activity; 3',5'-cyclic-GMP phosphodiesterase activity. Gene Ontology annotation, cellular component: nucleus; cytosol; synaptic membrane. The record is from RefSeq and is a predicted model, not a curated record.